AUGGAGAUCAUCGAGAAUGAACCUCUCCAAGUCUCCAUGCCCCUUCCUCGGUCUCUCGACACGCGCAUCUACAUCCACCUCACCAUCAGAACCAAAUCCAUCACGCUCUUCCUGACAACCGGAAGCGAAGACGAGCCGACCAUGCCACCAACCAUGGGCUCAUUCAUAUACGCCGUACCGGACCGCUUCAACCCUGCCCAGCCCAUCUCCACCACUCUGUACUCUCAUGAGCCGACGCUCGAGUUCACCACGCGCAUAGCCAAGCUCCUCGCCCGGCGCUCUGGUAUGCCUGUCUACGUCGGAAACAGUGCCUCCUUCGCCAACUGCCCCGAGGGCGGCACCGUCGAGGAGGAAAUGGACGUCUUCCAACGGGUGGUCGGCGUAGUCAGCGACAGGCUAAAGCAUGUCAAGAGAGACCUGCCCCUGAUUAACGGGGCGUAA
Messenger RNA from Sodiomyces alkalinus F11, 441 nucleotides. RefSeq lists its product as hypothetical. Bases 1 to 441 code for a protein of 146 amino acids. Gene Ontology annotation, biological process: proteasome assembly. The record is from RefSeq and is a predicted model, not a curated record. The transcript is spliced from 2 exons. Lineage: Eukaryota; Fungi; Ascomycota; Sordariomycetes; Glomerellales; Plectosphaerellaceae.